AUGCUAUCCGAAGUCUUGCAGCAAUGGCUACACAAGAUAUCCAAUGGACUCGAACCCUAUCGAGAAUCCAAUGUUGUCAAUGUGUCUCUCUUUUUGUUUGGCGCAUAUGUAGCUUGGAGUGUUUGGACAUUCACUAUAUUGCCAAAACUUCAACCUGAUCGACCUAGAGUCUUGCCAUAUUGGAUCCCGUGCCAUGCCAUUUCUUUCUUCAAUGAUGCAGAUGGAAUGUUUUCUUAUGGGAGAAACUACUUCAAGAACACGCGCGAGCCAUUCGCCAUUAUUGCAGCAGGCGAGACCCUCUAUAUUAUUACUUGCGUUUCUGCUGUAUCGGAAGUUUACAGAAACAUCGAACAAUUGACUUUCGAUGACUACAUCACAGACAUGAUGAUAUCCUUCGGUGCCUCAUCCAAAGCUAUCAAAACGAUGUGGAAUCCUCCAUCCGCCACCCUCAAAAGACCGGAAGGGGCAGGCCCCGGUAAGCAGGCACUUGCGCAUGUCGCAGAAACCCUCAUACGUCAGCAACUCCAACCAGGCAAGAACCUUGAUAGACUUCAAGACAUUUUCUUAAACAGUGUUCAUAGAUCUAUGACCUGGGAGCAUAUGGCUUCGAAGGCGGUCUUGUCCUCACAGCAGAAUAUGAGGACAGUGUCACUUCUUGAGUGGACAAGAGAGGCAUUACUCGAAGGCGCCACGGAGGCUUUCUUUGGCCCUACACUUUUGGAAAUCGAGCCGAAGCUUUUUGAGAGUUUCUUUACCUUCGACGACCUAAGCUGGAAACUUACAUAUCGAAUCCCCUCCCCUUGGUCUAAUGAUAUGAAAGCAGCUAAAGCAACCGCUCAGAACGCCUUGACCAGGUAUUUUCAGAUGCCAAAGAAGCAGCGCCCUGGUGCUUGCUGGCUAGUUGAAACUCUUGAGACUGAGAUGAGAGCGGUAGAUAUCGAACCGGUUGAUAUUGCAGCUUAUCUCAUGAUGAUUUAUUGGGUAAUCAACGCAAACGCCUGGAAAGUUUCCUUUUGGAUGCUUGCUUACCUCUUACAUAACCCCCAUCUUCUUACCACCAUCCGUGACGAAAUUUCUCCGAUUCUAACCGCUAUACAAUCGCCGAAUGAACUUGCGUCGUCCUUCAACUCCACCCAGACUCCUAGGUUCCUCGCCCUGUACCACGAAGUCCUUCGUCUCGUCACGUCUUCCGUCUCCGUCCGCAACAUCGCUACCCCUGCAUAUGUUGGCGGUAAACAGCUGCAGCCAGGUGGACGGGUAAUAAUUCCCUACCGUCAACUUCUGCUAAAUGAUGAAGUGUUCGGCGGCGAUGCGGAAGCUUUUAACCCCGAACGCUUCCUCCGCGACGGAUCACUGAGUAACAAUCCAAGUUAUAGACCUUAUGGUGGAGGAACCACAUAUUGUCCAGGGAGAUUUCUCGCAAAAGCUGAGGUUUUAACAUGUGUGGCAAUCGCAACAUGCAAAUAUGAUAUGGAGAUCUCUCAUGGAUCUAGAAUCUUUCCUCGUUUGGAAGUUAAGAAACCUUGUUUGGGCAUAAUGGGGCCAGUGGAAGGUGACGACGUUGUGGUCAAUAUUCGUCGUAUGGCUCAAUAG
Messenger RNA from Sclerotinia borealis F-4128, 1593 nucleotides. The record is from the annotation of a GenBank genome assembly. NCBI's taxonomy places the organism in Eukaryota, Fungi, Ascomycota, Leotiomycetes, Helotiales, Sclerotiniaceae.